Paramecium sonneborni is the source of this 1436-nucleotide messenger RNA. Lineage: Eukaryota; Ciliophora; Oligohymenophorea; Peniculida; Parameciidae. The record is from the annotation of a GenBank genome assembly.
AAAUAUGUUAUCAUUUGAUUAUUUAUUGAAGCCAUUCGACUCAUUUGACUAAUUGGUGAUGAGCAGUGUCAAAGAUUUAAACAUUUCAGAGGACAAAGUUAGACUUGUUUCAUAUUUUGUAAAAAUUAGAAUUCAUUACUAGCUAUUUUGCAUUCCUAUAGCCAUAAUAUUUAGUAAGUUAAAAUCAAGCAGAAUAAGAUUAAUAUAUAACAUCUUUUUUGGAGUAUUCUUCACUUUGUUCUUGGGGAGGGAAUGGUUUGUGUAUAUUAAUAUUACCACUAUAUUGGUAUAUUUUAUAUCAACAAUUCCAACUAAAAAUGUAGUGAUACCAAUAACAAUAACAGCAUUUGUUGCUUUAUCAUAUGUCCAUCUAUUUAGAUAAUGGGUAAUAUAGAUAAAAUAUUAUUAGUUUGAUUACAUGUCUUGGAAAAUUGAUUUUUCAGUAAUAUAGAUGACUGUAACAUGCAGAUUAAUUUAUUAUGCCGUAGAUUUAUAAGAUGGAAAAGCUUAUGACACUGGAUUUUGGACAUAUUACUCAUACAUAUUUUCCUUUUUUAGCAUAAUGAUUGGGCCUGUCCCAUAUCAUAAUUAUUUAAAUCUGCUUAAUUAAAAAGAAGAAUAUUCUAAUAUUAAAUUUAAUUAAUAUAAAUCAGUUAUUACUAAUUUAAUAAAGGCUUUAUUAUUUUGUGCUGGUGAAAUAUGGAUAAGACCAUAUGUUGAUUAUGAUUGGUAUGAUUCACCAUAAUGGAAUUAAUUGAAUCUUCUAGAAAAGAAUCUAUUAUAAGCAAUAAUAGGUUUAGUUGCUAGAAUGAGAUAUUUUGCUGGAUUUAAAUUUACUUAAGCUGCAAUGGAUGCUGUUGGUAUUACUUAUAAUGAAGAUUCAUGUAUAUCUUAUAUUUAAAUAAUGAAUAGAAUAAUUUGAUAAAUUCAUCACUUGUGAUUAUUCCUAUGAAAAAGAUGUGAGUGCAAUUCAUAAAACCACGAAAUGGAAUACUACUGUACAAAUAUGGCUCAAAUAUUGUUUUUUUGAUAAAUUAUCCAUUCUUUUUAAUGUCUCUACAGCUUAUUACAUGACUUAUGGAAUAAGUGCAUUAUGGCAUGGUUUUUAUUUAGGAUAUUAUUAAACCUUUUUUUGGUGGGCAUUAAUUAAUCAGAAUUGCAAGUAUGUUUAUAGAUGUAGAGAUAAAUUUUAAUGGUAUAUAAUUAUUAUAAACAUUAUAAAGGAUUCCAUCAACACUCAGAAGUAUUAUAGCCUUUACCUAUUGUACAUUUACUAUGAAUCAAAUCGCUAUGACUAUGGGUUUGUUAGAUUGGGAUAAAGGAAUGAGAUUCAAUAACAGUAUGUAUUGGUCUGGACCUAUUGCAGUCUUAAUAGUAUUCUUCUUUUUCUUCAUUACUCAAUAUGGAUAAAAAAGAAGAAAGUGAAGACAUUAUUU